ACGAUUAUUUUAACCGAAGAAAUCCUACGUGAAAUUGAGAGUACUGACACACCUGGCGAUGAAGGAUACUUCAAUUAUUGACCGAUAUAAUUUUACAGGCGGAGGAUGAGGCUCAUCGCGGCGAUCCUCGUCGUCGCCUUUUCGGCAGCUGUGACGGGCCAGGAUCUCGGUGGCCAUGCGCUCUUCGUGAGGACUCCAGAUGCGGAUGCCGCACGCUCGAGAGUCCAGCGGGCUGCUGCUCCAGCAUCGCCGGCGGACGUGAUGGCGCAAAAUAUCCUAGAGUGGAUUCAGGGGAUCUACCAGCAGGGCGCACGUAAAAUUCGUCAACAGUCGGACUCGAACGCGUACUUGCCGCCAUUCAGCACCCAGCGACCACCCGAGAAACCCCGGCCUUUCCAGCCAGCCACGAGCUACCCUUCGCCGAGUCAGAACGACGUGACGGGCUUCCCCGUCCAGAGACCAUCAUCACUCUACACCCCGCCGAACGCCGGUUACCCGGUAUCCGGUCAACCCUCGUCUCCGCCGUUCUCCACGCCAAGACCGAGCUUCCCCAAUAGCCAGCAACCCUCGUCGACGUACGUACCACAAAACUUCGGUUCCACGUCCUACAACCCUCGACCCAGUCAGCCAUCGUACACCAAUGCGGGUUCGUCGGCCUUCCCGCCGCUGAAUCCGGAAACAUCGUCCACUUAUUUACCGCCGCAGCCUCCUUCUUAUCCUUCAACCAGCUCGAGGCCACCCUUGCCCAGCUCGACGAUCAUCACGUCCGGCCUACCCUCGCCGGGUGGAUUCUCGACCAGCGGCUUCCAGACUGGUGGCGGUGUCAGCAGCACUUCGGAGGGGUAUCCCUCCGGGCCAAGCUCUGCGGGUGGUGGCGUUGGAACAUUACGACCUCCGGUCACCGGUGGAUAUUCGCCGAGCGGUUUCCGUCCGUCAUCGAACGGAUAUCCAUCGGAACGACCAACUUCUGGCUUCCCAAGUCCGAGUGAGAGCGGCACUGGUGGUGGUGGCUAUCCAAGCACCGGUUACCCGAGCGGGAGUUAUCCAUCCAGCACGACUUCUGGAUAUCCGUCCACCAAACCCGGCAGACCGUUCCCUCCCUUCACUACACCUACAACUGGUGAGACUGGCAGUGCCAGUGGAACUACCGGAGUUGAAACCGGAACCGGAAUCGCGGAAGGAGGCACUGGAGCUGGCGACGAAGAACUCAAACAUCCCCCGCAUAUUCAUAGUCUUGAUGUCAUAUGCAGUAAGACCAUGAUGACGAUCAACAUUGAGUUUAACCGCGCUUUUGACGGCGUUAUCUAUUCUAAGGGAUAUUACAUGAAUCCAGAAUGCAGAUACGUAGCACAAAAUUCUGGCCAAACGAAGUAUUCCUUCACCCUGAGUCUGGACUCGUGUGGAACUCAAUUCAUCAAUGACUUCGAGGGUGAAGCUGGUCAGGCGUACUUGGAGAACGUCCUCGUAUUACAGAACGAACCGGGCAUACAAGAAGUCUGGGACACAGUGCGAAGAGUGCGAUGUCUCUGGGAAGGAAACAUCAAUAAGGCAUUAACGGUUAAUUUCUCAGUAGAUAUGCUGAAUCAGGAAAUCGUUACUUUCAGUGGCGAUACGGCUACAGCAAAGUUGGAUAUACAAAUCGGCAGAGGACCAUUCGCACCUGCAGCAGACGGACUCGUAAAGAUUGGCGAGACGAUGACCUUAGUAGUGUCCGUGGAAGGCGAUCCUGGUUUCGAUCUUCAGGUGCGCGAUUGUGUGGCGCGUGACGAAGCGUCAACCAAUAUGCUACAGCUUACUGACGAAAGAGGCUGCAUUCUGAAACCCAAACUGUUCGGUGCCUUCCAAAAGACGAACGACACCGGGAAUACAGGCGCUUCUAUUAUCGCCUAUGCGUUCUUCCAAGCUUUCAAAUUCCCCGACGUAAUGGACCUAUUCAUCGAGUGUAACAUCGAACUAUGCAAAACAGAUUGCGAGCCUUGCCCAGACGCGAAUCAACAAAUCGAGCCGGGUAGACGUCGUCGAUCGGUGACAUAUUCACCACCUUUCAACACCUCGACAAAUCCGGUUCUACUAUCAGAUCCGGUCCGCAUCGGACGUGGUUUCAAAGUGAUCAUGCUAGACGAUCUGAGCGCGGCGUCUAGCCAGAUCCUCGAAAGUAUGGAGGAGACCGCGAUCGAAGCGAUGACGAAGGUGAACAACGUUUGCAUGAGCAACGGCGGAUUUUACAUGGCGUUCUCUCUCAUGUUGAGCACGCUCUUCGUCGCGAUCGUAAGUGCGGCUGUGCUGUACAUUAAAUUACAACGGAUCCGUAGAACGAAGUGCGUAGAUUCGUAGAUAUCGUCCACGGUAUCCUUAUCGUUACUCUCGCCAGGGAAGGAGUUGCGUAGCAAACAACAAACGCGUGCCAGUAAUCAAAUAAAACUUAGGCAGUAAGUGGCUCUUACCCUAUCGCUUCACAAGCAUGUAGUUGCGAAAAAAAUUGAGGAACGGAGAGUCUUAUAAAGAAUAUGGAAAAUAUUGUCGGCGCUAGUUGGAGAAUUGCGACGGCUACGAUUUUAAUGUAGGCUCGUUGCUUCUAUAUGUUUAGAAGUAAAUUUUGAUACGCGCGUUGACUAAAUGUAGUAAAUUUGUUCUACCCAAUGGUGGGAACAGGGGUGCAGCCAUAUUUUAUGUAUUACAUUGCGAAUAUACUUAACAAACUAUUCGUGCAGUCUCCGGACGACAAUAGUGCUCACAUUCUGCGUAAUAUUAAAUACCGACACUGAGAUAUGGUAUUUAUUUGCAUACUUUGAUACCAGUAACGUAGACUUUAAGAACGUUAUAUAAAAUAAAUUAUAAUAUUUGUAAAAAAG
This is a messenger RNA of Ooceraea biroi (clonal raider ant), 2852 nucleotides long. RefSeq lists its product as uncharacterized. The record is from RefSeq and is a predicted model, not a curated record. NCBI's taxonomy places the organism in Eukaryota, Metazoa, Arthropoda, Insecta, Hymenoptera, Formicidae.